Nematostella vectensis (starlet sea anemone) is the source of this 1594-nucleotide messenger RNA. RefSeq names its product WSC domain-containing protein ARB_07867-like. The transcript is spliced from 10 exons. Gene Ontology annotation, cellular component: plasma membrane. Lineage: Eukaryota; Metazoa; Cnidaria; Anthozoa; Actiniaria; Edwardsiidae. The record is from RefSeq and is a predicted model, not a curated record. Bases 144 to 1385 code for a protein of 413 amino acids.
CUUCGAAUGAAUUAUUAAUUAUUGUUUCUACUAAUUUUAUCCAUCUGAAUACCUUUAUUCUCACAUACUGAUGAUAGAGACACUGAGGGCAACAUCUUUUCCUUGUCGAUUUUAUUUUCCCUAGAAUCUGACGCCAUUUAUCCAUGAUGUUCUCGAAGGGUGAGCUUACACGAUUUGCAGGGAGCAUCUGCAUUUUACUAACGUCAACGUGGAUCUAUUACGUUAUGAGCGCUGUGCCCCCGGAUCUAUAUCUGGGGUGUUAUUACGACGGCGGCGAUGAAAAUCGCGAUUUCGCCAACUAUACAUCACGGAUCUUAGCACUUACUCCAAAAAAUUGCAACGCAAGAUGCUUAGAGCUUGGAUACAUGUUUUUCGGCCUUCAAGACUAUACUGAGUGCCGGUGCAACAAUGCGUACGGCAGGCACAACAAACUGUCAGAGAGUAGUUGUAGCAAUACCUGUCGAGGGAAUAGUAGACUUAGGUGCGGAGGUUCUUAUAUCAACUCCGUCUACAGAAUCGAAAAACUGCUUUCUCAAUUCCUGGGCUGCUACAAGGAGGGUACGCCACGUGACCUAUGGGGCGACCAAUCACUGCUCGAUGGAACACUGUCCGCCCCGGAAGUGUGUGUUGAGAGGUGCAAGAAAAAAGGUUUCCAUUUCGCAGCUGUUAAGAACUACGCCGUUUGCAGCUGUGGUGUUAGCUUUGGGCGGUACGGGAAAGCGAACCCGAAAGACUGCAACCCGAAGUGCGGUAGCGGAGAACAUUGCAGCAAGAUCGAUGCUAACAGCAUCUACAGAACAGUUGAAGCCGACCUCUAUCUUGGAUGCUACAUUGACCAUGCUACUCGAGAUCUGCCGUGGUUAUAUCCAAUAAAGCAUGGCGAUAACACACCGAUCAAUUGCUGUGCAAGGUGCCGUGUGAAGGGAUUCCGCUAUUGCGCACUUCAGAUAAAUGACCAGUGCUAUUGUGGGAACAGUUAUGGGAGAUAUGGAAAGGGAGAUUGUACUCAUCCUUGUGAGGGGAGCCCGGAUUUAAAGUGUGGAGGGACCUGGCGAAACUCCGUCUAUGCUGUUGAAGCUGAAGUAAAGCCCCCACUUCAACCAGGACACGAGUACAUGUAUACUAACCCACAAGGCAGUGCGCCCCUCACCAGAGACCACGUGAUCUACACCGAGAAGUCUGUCCGUGACGUGAACACCUGCUCCCAAUACUGCGAGCUCAUGCCUGCCUGUCAAUCAAUCAACUUCAACCCUGUUAGCAUGGUGUGUGAGAUGAACAACGUGACGUCAUCAGUUGUCGGUUCAGCUUCGAGAGAGAGCUUUAGUUACUGGGAACCUGCAAAAUUCUAUGUAAUGGGAUUACCGAACGAGAGACCAACUCUGUGAUUUCCCACGCCCUCACGCUUUUGGCUGAUUGGUUCGUUUUGCCGAAUGUAACCAAUUCUCCCCGUUCCUUCUUGAAUAUUUUUACAUUUAUUUCCUUUCAUAUGGGACCACCACAUAGAUUGCUGUCUGGUCCUAGCGUAUUGUACUGUAUGUUUUGUGGUUGCUGCUCUGCAGUUGCGACUAUGAACAAUUAAAGCUUGGAAAUACCA